Molecule: messenger RNA, 1206 nt
Organism: Miscanthus lutarioriparius
Lineage: Eukaryota; Viridiplantae; Streptophyta; Magnoliopsida; Poales; Poaceae
Source: the annotation of a GenBank genome assembly
AUGGCAGAAGCCCUCGUGGGCCUCCGCGUCGCUGCCCCCGCCGUCCCGCAGCCUAGGAGCCACCGCAGCCGGCUUCUCCCCACUGCACGCCUCGCCGCAUUCCGGCGCGACCGUCUGUGCACCGCCCGCGCGGCCGUCGCAGGGCCACCGGAGGUGGACGAGGACGAUUCCAUGAGCAUCGACAACUUGCAUCGCUUCUUCGACCUCAACGUCGGGAAGUGGGAUGGCUCGUUCUACCAAUUCGACGCGCACGGGAGGGUUCUUCAGGAGAUUAGCACGCGGCUGUCCGUGAGCACAUACGGGGAGGACAACCUCAUCAGCCUCCUGCAAUCGUUGUACAUUAAGCAAGCAUCCUCUGCAAUAUCAAUUGUGGACGAAGAGGAUUCUGAACCUGAAUGGGUGGAGUACAAAAUCAAAGAGACGAACAUGUUCACUGUGGACAAAUAUCAGCAGAUAGGGUUCUUUCCUGAGAAAAAGGCAUUUGCUCUGAGGUACCAGACUGCUGGAAUGCUGGAGACUGUCCUUCGGGUUGGUGUGCUUGGAGAAGAUGAUACUGGUGAAGAAUCCCCCAAAAACUUGAAGAUACCUUCUCGUAAGCCAUCUAUUGUAUGUGAAAAUUGUCUUUACUCUCUUGAAGGCAAUGGUCGAAUGAGGGCUUUCCACAUAAUGGAUCCAAAAGGAGUGCUUGACACACUUCUUGUUUUUCAUGAGAAGAGGCAGGGAUCUAAAGUGCCACAGUCACUUAAACACUACUCAGUUGGUACCAAGAGUGGCAACAGUGAUAGGAUAAAUGCACUACUUGGAAGAUGGGAGGGGCAUUCUGUGACUAAGCGGAGUGGGGUGUAUGGAGCAACACUUGCUGAGGCAGAUACAGCUAUUGUUCUCAAAAUGGACAGUAAUGGCCAAUUAAUUCAGGAUACUUUAUCAACUAAAUUCGGAACUGGCACAACAACAACGGUCAACUGGACAGGAUCAACAAAUGACGACUUGCUUCAGUUUGAUGGAGGAUAUGAAAUAACAUUGCUACCUGGUGGGAUGUACAUGGGAUAUCCGUCAGACAUUAGCAAAUCUGUUGCCCAAUUAGAUUCUUUUCAUUUGGAGUUUUGUUGGAUGGAAUCACCUGGAAAGAGGCAGCGGCUUGUCCGAACUUACGAUUCAGCUGGUUUGGCUGUUUCGUCGACCUAUUUUUCUGAAACCAAAGUAUGA